Molecule: messenger RNA, 717 nt
Organism: Parnassius apollo (apollo)
Lineage: Eukaryota; Metazoa; Arthropoda; Insecta; Lepidoptera; Papilionidae
Source: the annotation of a GenBank genome assembly
AUGGGUAUAUUGUAUAAAAAAUACGAGCAUAAUAAUUCAUUUCUUUCUGAAAUUAAUAAGAAUCACAGCAAGGUUGUGCUAUCACACGACGAGUUGAGCCAUUACAACGGCAUUGAUCAUGACAGACUAUAUUUAGCUGUGCUUGGGCAUGUUUUUGAUGUGACAAUUGGUAACAAGCAUUAUAAAAAAGGAUCAGCUUACAACUAUUUUAUUGGGAAGGAUGGUUCAAGAGCACUUGUAACAGGAGAUUUUAAAGAUGAAAGUCCUUUAAAAGACCACAUAUUAGAUUUGCGCUGUAAUGACUUGUUAACAUUGUUGCAUUGGAGACAAACAUAUAAAAAGAAAUAUACAUUUGUAGGGUUUUUAAACGGAAGGUAUUAUGAUGAUCAAGGUAAAGAAACAAAUUAUAUGAAGGAAGUUAAAAACCGUAUAAAACAAUGUAAGGUAGAAAAAAUUAAAGCGGAGAAAGAAAACCUUAAAUAUCCCCCAUGCAAUAUAGCUUGGAACGUAGAUUCAGGUUCUCAAGUGUGGUGCACCAAGUCAAGUGGUGGUAUCAAGAGAGACUGGAUUGGUGUACCAAGGCAGCUUUAUACUCCUGGUGAAGAGAAGCCUCGCUGUGUUUGUAUUAAUCUCGAUGAAGAUCAAAGUAGUACAAGUCUUAUAAAGAUAUAUGAUAACUGUCCCCAUAAAUCCACUAUUUGUACAGUUAACAAUUGA